AGAAAGGUCGACGGAGUGAAGAGUUUAGGAGCCGAAAGGCAGAGAAGACCUGCACUCAAAAAAAUGGCUAGCAAAUUCAAAGUCGACGAGCUUCGUGCAGAGUUGGCCAAACGGGGCCUCGACACCACCGGCACCAAGCCGACACUGGUGCGGAGGCUGGAAGAAGCCAUUCACGAAGAGAGCUCGCGUCAAUCCACUGGUUCAAGCGCUGUUCCGGAAAAUGAGAAGACUGUGUCAUUCAAGGAUACAGAGGAACUGAGGAGAAUGACUGUUAAGCAACUCAGGGAAGAAGCAAGCCGCCGGGGGGUUUCAGUCAGCGGUUCGAAGAAGGAAUUGAUCGAUAGGCUUUCUUCUGCAGUUGAUGAUGUUCAUGAUGGUUCGGAUGAUGUUCAAGAAGCUGGUAAAAGGAAACUGGUCACAGUAACAAAGAAUGGUGCAGCUAUUUUAGAUCAAUGGCUUCCAGAUGACAUCAAGGCAAAUUACCAUCUGCUGCAGUGUGGGAACGAAAUUUAUGAUGCAAUGCUGAACCAAACAAAUGUUGGGCAGAACAAUAACAAGUUCUAUGUCAUUCAAGCUCUAGAAUUCGACGGUGGUGGGAAAUUUCUAGUCUACAACAGAUGGGGCAGAGUUGGUGCCAAGGGUGGGACAAAGAUCAGUGGCCCUUAUACAUCUCAAUGUGACGCCAUUCAAGAAUUCGAGAGCAAGUUUUAUGACAAGACAAAGAACCACUGGUCCGAGCGUAAGGAGUUUGUGUGCCACCCUAGGCAAUAUACUUGGCUGGAAAUGGACUACGGCCAAAAUGGAGAAGAUCCAUCAGUAAGUUAUUACAGGGUUAGAUUGAGAGUUGGGCUUUGGAAGGCUGAGUGUAUAUCUUGAUACAUAUUUAAGAAUUUUUAUAAAUUGAAGAAACAACAUAAUAUGUGAAAACACAAUCUUUCAAUCACCCUUUAUUUGUUCGUGGAAACAUUUCUACUUCGUAUUUAUCAAGAUACAGGAUAAAUUCUCCAAAGCCUU
Molecule: messenger RNA, 1014 nt
Organism: Cuscuta campestris
Lineage: Eukaryota; Viridiplantae; Streptophyta; Magnoliopsida; Solanales; Convolvulaceae
Source: the annotation of a GenBank genome assembly